Messenger RNA from Aspergillus terreus NIH2624, 2166 nucleotides. RefSeq names its product putative sister chromatid separation protein (Src1). Gene Ontology annotation, molecular function: chromatin binding. The record is from RefSeq and is a predicted model, not a curated record. The transcript is spliced from 2 exons. Gene Ontology annotation, cellular component: nuclear inner membrane. Bases 1 to 2166 code for a protein of 721 amino acids. Lineage: Eukaryota; Fungi; Ascomycota; Eurotiomycetes; Eurotiales; Aspergillaceae.
AUGGCCGACGAACUGGAUUAUCUCUCCCCUGACUUCGACCUUAAUUCUCUGACAGUCCCGCGUCUACGGUCUAUCCUCGUCAGCCACGAUGUUCCCUAUCCCGCCUCCGCGAAGAAGGCGCAGCUCAUCCGCAUCUUAGAGGAGGAGGUCCUGCCACAGGCCAAGAAGCUUCUUCGAGAGCGAGACCGCGUUAAGAGAACUAGCGAUGGUAUCACCGACAUGCCGAGUCGUGCUGCCUCCAUUGUCAGCGACUUUGACGACCGGAAUCGGGAUUCCAUGCCUCCUCCGCCAACGCCAUCCACUGUUUCCACCGCGACUGGUACCCGGAGGGGCCGUUCUAAAGCCAGCGCGCGCGCGUCCACCGCAGACACCGAGGAAGCACGCGCUCCCGCCACACCGGCGACUUCAUCGAGACGGACCCCUGCGCGAUCGGAGGCGAGGCGAUCCCGCGUACCUGAUAUCGAGCCCCGUUACGAUGCCCCAACUACCCCAGCGAUGCCGGAUACAGUCACCCCACGAAAGUCGACGACCCGAAGACUACGCAGAAGUGAUAUGACGCCCUCCACUGAGCCGGAGCCCCCCGCUACUUCAGUUAAGGAGGAACCGCGGGACGAGAGCGUUUUCACCGAUGACAAUCCGUUUCAGAGCGGCAGUUCACCUGUCCCGUGGGAGGGCAGGGGUAGUGCGAAACGCAAGAGCUCGUCUCGAGUUUCGGCGGAGAGCCCUAUGUUUGGUCAGGGACUGCGGGCUAGGAAGUCUGAUGUCGGUAAUGUUGUCUCGACGAGGGCCUCGCUAGGGUCCCCGCUAUCUCAGUUGCGCACACCUAAAAAGGAAGAGUCGGCAUCGGAGGAGGAAGAUGACGAGAGUGAAAUUAGUGCUGGCGAGGAAUUUACUCCUGAUGAACAGUUGGCCUUGGAGCGGGAACAUGCAGAUUUGAUGUAUCCGCCUAAGACCCAAGGGCGUCGAGCGCGCAAACAAGGAACUGCGAGUCGCAUUGCUCCCUGGCUGGUCAUCCUGCUAUUGUUUGGUGGGUUUGGAGCCUGGUGGCGCAAGGAGAAGAUCGAGAUAGGAUUCUGUGGUAUUGGGAAACCGACCUGGUCCCUGGCGGAAACCAGGGUGCCAGAAUGGGCCAAUGUGCUCGAACCACAGUGUGAGCCUUGCCCACCACACGCCUUCUGCUACCCGAACUUCGAAGCUCUCUGUGAGCACGACUUCCUUCUGAAACCACAUCCGUUGUCCCUGGGCGGGCUUAUCCCCCUUCCACCCACAUGCGAACCAGACAGCGAAAAGGCACGCCGGGUCAAGGCCGUGGCUGACAAGGCAAUCGAAGAGCUUCGCGAUCGUCGCGCAAAGUGGGAAUGCGGUGAGCUCACGGAGGAUGGGAAGGAUGCGGAAGGGCCAGAGAUUAGCGAGCCCGACUUGAGACAAGAGGUCGGCAGGAAAAGGAGAAAAGGGAUGAGCGAUGCAGAGUUUGAUGAUUUGUGGAAGGGCGCUUUGGGAGAGAUUAUCGGAAGAGAGGAGGUCGUGAGCAAGACCAAACAACCUUCAUCUGUCCUCACCCUCACCUCUACAUCCAUCAGCCGCCUUCCCCUCACAUGCGCCUUCCGCCGCUACAUCCGACUCUCUCUCCUCGCGUAUCGACUCCCUCUUUCAGUUCUAGCGCUCUGCACAUGUGUCCUGAUCUACGCUCGCUCAAGAGUCCUUGCGCGCCGCGCCGAUCUGGCGCGAGUCCCAGAAUUGGUCGCUACCACGCUUGAUCGUCUUGCCACUCAGGCCGCCUUACAUGCUCGAGGAGACGCACGCGAACCAUACAUCCCGAUCGGUCAACUGCGCGACGACGUGCUUCGUUCUGAAUUGCGGGGCAGUCGCCGGGAGGAGCUUUGGAAGCGGGUUCGCCAGGUCGUCGAAGGGAAUGCUAACAUCCGGGCGGCAGUACGCGAGGGUCGUGGCGGAGAUGUAGCGCGUGUCUGGGAAUGGAUUGGGGGGAUCGGCAGCAUCCGAGGCGACCUCGAAGGAAGUAGUCGCAGUCCACAGGCACGGGUUAGUUACAGCGGGGAGUCGUCCACUCCUCUCGGUGAGCAACCUUCACAGCAAGUUGAGUCCGGUGCCCCAACCCAAACCCCCGAAGGGCCCCGGCGGUGGGACGAGGGCCGACCCAUCUAUUAA